Rhinolophus ferrumequinum (greater horseshoe bat) is the source of this 555-nucleotide messenger RNA. RefSeq names its product UL16-binding protein 1-like. Lineage: Eukaryota; Metazoa; Chordata; Mammalia; Chiroptera; Rhinolophidae. Gene Ontology annotation, cellular component: external side of plasma membrane. The record is from RefSeq and is a predicted model, not a curated record. The transcript has 4 exons. The coding region runs from base 1 to 555 and encodes 184 amino acids. Gene Ontology annotation, biological process: positive regulation of T cell mediated cytotoxicity; immune response; antigen processing and presentation of endogenous peptide antigen via MHC class Ib.
AUGAGUCUCCUGAGAGAGGAUGUUAAUGCCACAAAAGUCUGGAAUGAACAGAUUGAUACACUGUGUCACGUGGGGGACUUGCUCAAACAGCAAUUGCCUGACAUCAAACUGGAGAAAUACACAGACAGUGUUCCUCUCACUCUGCAGGCCAGGAUGACGUGUGAGUGUAAAGCCAAUGGACGCACCAGUGCAUCCUGGGAGUUCAGCUUCAAUGGACAGAGAUACCUUCUCUUUGACUCGAAGACCAGAAAGUAUACAGUGGGACAUCCUGGAGGCAAACAGAUAAAAGAGAAUUGGGAGCAUGACAAGGAAUUGAUGGCUCAUUUCACAAAGAUCUCCUUGGGAGACUGCCAGGAAUGGCUUCCAGCCUUGGUGCACUGGGAGAAACAGGUAGACACAACAGCCCCCACAACAACGGUCCCAAAUACAGCCCCACCAACCAAGGCCGCAGCUACAGCUCAUUCCAAGGCCUCGACCGUCACACCUAUUGCCUGGAACCUCCCUCUCUUCCUUACCUGCUGGAUCAUAAUCCAGACUCAGAUCCUGAGCCACUGA